Molecule: messenger RNA, 2087 nt
Organism: Amblyraja radiata (thorny skate)
Lineage: Eukaryota; Metazoa; Chordata; Chondrichthyes; Rajiformes; Rajidae
Product: keratinocyte-associated transmembrane protein 2-like
Exons: 3
Coding region: 46-990 (314 amino acids)
Source: RefSeq, a predicted model, not a curated record
CGGUGACGCCAGACGCGGGGCAAGCACCGGGCUCUUUGUGAGAAGAUGGCAGCACGGAGAGAGACCCGGAGUGGGCUCGCGCUCGGGCUGUGGCGGAUCGCGCGCUCCCUCGCCCUGCUCGCGCUCGCCGCCGCCGCCGCCCCUGCCCUUUCCCCUCCCGCCGCCCCCGUCAACGACAAUGACUUCCCGGUGACUACUGAUGUGGAAACGGAGAUGUUAACAGUUACUGCUGGAAAUAAUGCAGGAAAUACUCUCAACGGUGUGUUAUCCCCGACGUCAAAUUCAAAAACUGUUGGACUUGGAGCUAAAAUUACAAAAGCAAUCAUCGAAAUUAUACCAAAUAAGACCAUCACUGUCUCCACCACCACAUCUGCAACCACACCAAAUACUACUACAACAAGAAGCGUGAUCGUGCAUCCUGUCGUGACAAUACAGAAAGAAAUCGGCCAAAAUCAUGACCAAAGUACCCCUAAAUUAGUUACAUUCACAGUGAAAGAUAAUAUCACUGAACCAGACACUGAAAUAAUGGUGAUUGCCACAGAUAUCGAUGAGGAUGAAACCAUUGCUUCAAAUAUCAUUCCAGACAAGAUGGAUGAAAUGAUAAAUAACCAACUUUUGGUUGUUGGACAGGAUAAUUUGCAAUCCUAUUAUCCAGGAGGGAUGGAGUAUGUUGACAACCCUCAAAUAGAAGAGAAUGACAUGGAUAAUGAUGACGUGGAGGACACGCUUGAGCUCCCUGAUGAACCAAUAUAUAUUGCCGCACCUGAAGAAAACGAGAGCCAUUUCUUUUUUUACUUGGUAGCUGCUGCUUUUCUGAUUGCUAUUGUUUACAUUACAUAUCACAACAAAAGAAAGAUUUAUAUUCUCUUAGUGCAAAGCAGACGGUGGAAGGAUAGUCUGUGCUCAAGGACAAUUGAAUAUCAGCGGUUGGACCAAAACAUGCACGAUGCUAUGCCAUCACUUAAGAUUACAAAGGACUAUAUUUUCUAAAUGCAUUACUUCAACCAGUUGCAUUUGUUUCAAUUUUUUGUUUGACCUUUGUUGGUGGAACAAUGGAAAUUAAACAAAAAAUAUCCGUUACCUUUGUUUAGCAUAAAUUCUGUUUAAUAAUCGGACCCAAAAGUAAUGUUGUUAAUCUUCAAGAACGUAACUCGUGAUGGUAAUGUGAGUCACUGCAUCUAUUAUAAUGGAUUAUCAGUUGUAAUCAGGAAGAACAAUCCACUUCCAUUGCUGGCAGGAUAAGUUAAUCUAAACUAUAUAUAUUUCAAAAUUAGCAGUUAAAUAUUUACUAAUUUCCCUUAUCUGGCAUUGUCUGAAUUUAAUGACUAUUAAAAGCUCAGUUAAUGGAAUUCCAUAAUGUUGAUAUCGAAUCAAGUUUCUUUAAAAAAAAAAAAAAGGAUGUAAGCUGCAUACUUAUUUCUGGCAAAGCUACCUUUAUAACAUUUUGGCAAAACUGUUGCAUUAUCAUGGAAAAGAAAUGUUGAUUUUUUUUUUGUGUGUCAUAGUUAUUUGACUUUUUGUUGUAUACCUUUUGCUAUUAAAAUUUUGCCUAUAGUGUUAAAUGGUACUUUGGCCAAAACCAGGUUGAAAUAUAUAACCUGCCUGUAGCCUUAGCAAAAGCUUCAACUUCAAUAUUGUGUUCCGUUCCCCAAUCAUUCCAAAGUACAUAUCCAUUGAAUUUUUUUGUUUUCUUUCAAGCAUUAGCACAUUAUUUUGUGAUUUUUGUAUUCACUAUUAAAUUGUGUACUUUGUUUAUCACUUAUUUGUAUAGAUAUGAGGUUCAAUAUAUGAUCUAACAUAAAUACAUUUGUUUAAUUCAAAAAUCUUUACUGAAAAUAGUUUCUGGAGUGGGUUAUCAUUACCUGUUUUAGAAAGCAAAAUGUUAAAAGAACUUGCUUUAGUUACCUGACUUGUAUUUAAGACAUUGUCAGAUUCUUUGAAGAUCAAGGCUGAAAUUGGUUGACUUAAAUGAUUUAAUUAUUGUUUACUUAUAUGUUUGAUCUUUCGUCUGAAACAAUGCAAAAUGAACACAAAUCACCUGGAAUUUUUUUGGGUCUCUGUUUUAAUAAAGGUUUUGAAUUAAUUCA